Colletotrichum destructivum is the source of this 1678-nucleotide messenger RNA. RefSeq names its product Putative peptidase M19, metal-dependent hydrolase. The transcript has 4 exons. NCBI's taxonomy places the organism in Eukaryota, Fungi, Ascomycota, Sordariomycetes, Glomerellales, Glomerellaceae. The coding region runs from base 104 to 1579 and encodes 491 amino acids. Gene Ontology annotation, molecular function: metallodipeptidase activity. Gene Ontology annotation, biological process: proteolysis. The record is from RefSeq and is a predicted model, not a curated record.
GAUUUCCCUGCGAUUUCCCUGCAGCAGGUUCCCAGACACCGUUCAAGAUUCCCCCAACCCGUCCUUUCCUCGAAUCGAUAACGGGCUAGCCUUUGACGAAGCCAUGCCGCCAUCAUCGGAACACAAGACUGUAUCAGUCACUCGUUCAGGCCUUCUCAGGCGCGACGGCCAUCCUGCAACAUCAUCCAACCGUCGUUGUAGGUCAUGUAAUGUGCUCCAGUUUCUCCUCCUGCUCCCACUCAUUACGAUACUGGGAGUCACCUUGCGGUGGUGUUGGCCAGCAGGACUCAAGACGCUCCUAGACCGUGUACAAUACCCCGCUCUUCAGACACUGGGCGGUGUCAGGCAUCUCAAGCCCAUAGACGGCCGUGUGGACCAUAUACUGCGCUCUACGCCACUCUUCGAUGGACACAACGACCUCGCGUACUUUCUACGGUGGGCUCACAGCAACCGCAUAUAUUUCGAAAAUUUCACCGGACCUUUCGAGGCGGGGACUCUGGGCGGCGAGGUUGAUCUGGCCCGACUUCGCGAAGGUCGAGUCGGGGGCACGUUCUGGUCCGUCUUUGCAGACUGUCCCAAGAACGGCUACUCGCCGGACUACCGUUUCAAAGCCAUCGCAACCACCGAAGCCGCAGUGGAUGUACUAGACAGGCUGCGCGCCGGCUAUCCGUCCGUGUUCGAGCGCCCUCAGGACAGUAGCGACUCAAUGGCCAUAUUCAGGUCCGGACGCAUCAUCUCGCCGCUGGGACUGGAAGGCCUCCACCUGAUCGGAGACUCUUUUACCAAACUACGAGACUACCACGCCCGUGGCGUCCGCUACGCGACGCUGACGCAUAACUGCCACAAUGCCUACGCCGACGCGGCCCUGGCCGAGGUGCCCGGGCUUGGUCUCGCUCCGGCCAAGCCGCGAUGGUACGGUGUCAGUGCAGCUGGGCACAAGCUUGUGCGGGAGAUGAACAGGCUCGGGAUCAUGGUUGACUUGAGCCAUACGUCGGCCGACACAAUGCGCGACGUCCUCGGACGUCCAAAGAAAACCCAGAGUGAGGACAAGAGGCCAUGGGAAGGCAGCUUAGCGCCGCCAAUAUUCAGUCACAGCAAUGCCUUCGAGCUAUGUCCGCACCCACGCAAUGUCCCAGACGAUGUUCUGCGUCUCGUAGCUGCCCGUCGGGGUCUUGUUAUGGUCACCUUUACGCCUGAAUUCGUCAGCUGCUUCUGGCCAGGCAACAAGCCCAUUCAUGGUGAUCUACCGGAGCGCUACGGGCCCAACUUGACCGUCUCCCAGGUGGUCCGCCACAUGCGCCACAUUGGCGAUCUCAUUGGUUAUGACUACGUUGGGAUCGGGAGCGACUUUGACGGGGUGGCUUCAACGCUUCCGGGUUUGGAAGACGUCUCGAGAUUCCCGGACUUGGUCGCUGAGAUGCUGAAGCAAGGAAUCCGGGAUAGUGAUGCGGAAAAGAUCGUCGGAGGGAACUUGCUGCGUGUUUGGAAAGAGGUCGACGCUGUCGCAGCCCGGAUGCAAGCCGAUGGGGAAAAGCCUGCAGAGGAUGACUUGCCGGUACUUGGGAAUCCAUGGGACUAAGUCUGCUAUUCAAGGGCUAAGAUGUUGGUGUAUGCCAUGGCGGAUGACUAUUGAAUGUAGGCAGGGUUCCAGUAAGGUCUGGUGUAAGAUGAACACAUG